AUGUUAUCUGAUGGCAAUGAAGAUUAUGUUCCUUCUUCUGAUGAUGAUUCUCGUUGUGUGGAAAGUAAUGAUGAUUCUCAAUAUGUUGGAAGUAAUAAUAAUUCAGCAUCGCUAAACAAUAAGUACCAUAAGUAUUCUCCAUAUAUAUAG
Diversispora eburnea is the source of this 150-nucleotide messenger RNA. The record is from the annotation of a GenBank genome assembly. Lineage: Eukaryota; Fungi; Glomeromycota; Glomeromycetes; Diversisporales; Diversisporaceae.